GUUCUGCUGGACUGAGCUGGUUGCCUUCUGUUUUUUUGUAGGCGACUCACUUUAUCCCAACUUCUUGAUACUUCUGCUUCUGGAGGUCAUAUUUCCUAACAUCUUCCAGAAAAGUCUUAAAGCUGCCUUAACGUUUUUUCCAGUCCACCUCUUAAAAUUUUUUUCUCCUCUUCCUCAAUACUAACAUGAGUGUGGAUCCAGCUUGUCCCCAAAGCUUGCCUUGCUUGGAAGCAUCCGACGGUAAAGAAUCUUCACCUAUGCCUGUGAUUUGUGGGCCUGAAGAAAACUAUCCAUCCUUGCAAAUGUCUUCUGCUGAGAUGCCUCACACGGAGACUGUCUCUCCUCUUCCUUCCUCCAUGGAUCUGCUUAUUCAGGACAGCCCCGAUUCUUCUACCAGUCCCAAAGGCAAACAACCUGCUGCAGAGAAUAGUGCCACAAAAAAGGAAGACAAGGUCCUGGUCAAGAAACAGAAGGCCAGAACUGUGUUCUCUUCCGCCCAGCUGUGUGUACUCAAUGAUAGAUUUCAGAGACAGAAAUACCUCAGCCUCCAGCAGAUGCAAGAACUUUCCAACAUCCUGAACCUCAGCUACAAACAGGUGAAGACCUGGUUCCAGAACCAGAGAAUGAAAUCUAAGAGGUGGCAGAAAAACAACUGGCCAAAGAAUAGCAAUGGUGUGACUCAGAAGGCCUCAGCACCUACCUACCCCAGCCUCUACUCUUCCUGCCACCAGGGAUGCCUGGUGAACCCGACUGGGAACCUUCCGACGUGGAGCAACCAGACCUGGAACAAUUCAUCCUGGAGCAACCAGACCCAGAACAUCCAGUCCUGGAGCAACCACUCCUGGAAUGCUCAGACCUGGUGCACCCAGUCCUGGAACAAUCAGGCCUGGAACAGUCCCUUCUAUAACUGUGGAGAGGAAUCUCUGCAGUCCUGCUUGCAGUUCCAGCCAAAUUCUCCUGCCAGUGACUUGGAGGCUGCUUUGGAAGCUGCUGGGGAAGGCCUUAAUGUAAUACAGCAGACGACUAGGUAUUUGAGUACUCCACAAACCAUGGAUUUAUUCCUAAACUACUCCACGAACAUGCAACCUGAAGAUGUGUGAAGAUGAGUGAAAUUGAUAUUACUCAAUUUCAGUCUGGGCACUGGCUGAACCUUCCUGUCCCCUCCUCCCCUCCCUGAUAGGAUUUUUCUCGUUUGGAAACCAUGUGUUCCGGUUUCCAUUAUGCCUAUCCAGUCAAUUUGAUGGAGGGUGCAGUAUGGCUGGAGCC
Messenger RNA from Rhinopithecus roxellana (golden snub-nosed monkey), 1266 nucleotides. RefSeq names its product Nanog homeobox (gene NANOG). The transcript is spliced from 4 exons. The record is from RefSeq and is a predicted model, not a curated record. Gene Ontology annotation, biological process: regulation of transcription by RNA polymerase II. Gene Ontology annotation, molecular function: DNA-binding transcription factor activity, RNA polymerase II-specific; RNA polymerase II cis-regulatory region sequence-specific DNA binding. Bases 186 to 1100 code for a protein of 304 amino acids. Lineage: Eukaryota; Metazoa; Chordata; Mammalia; Primates; Cercopithecidae.